Messenger RNA from Labeo rohita (rohu), 6346 nucleotides. It is a transcript of the gene mark4a, whose product is annotated as MAP/microtubule affinity-regulating kinase 4a. Gene Ontology annotation, molecular function: ATP binding; protein serine/threonine kinase activity; tau-protein kinase activity. Gene Ontology annotation, biological process: intracellular signal transduction; microtubule cytoskeleton organization; protein phosphorylation. The coding region runs from base 618 to 2894 and encodes 758 amino acids. Lineage: Eukaryota; Metazoa; Chordata; Actinopteri; Cypriniformes; Cyprinidae. Gene Ontology annotation, cellular component: cytoplasm. The record is from RefSeq and is a predicted model, not a curated record. The transcript has 17 exons.
UGUGUCAGAGCUGAGACGAGCGCUAGCGGAGGCAGCAGUGGCGCAUCUCACAUAUCCGCCGCUGGAAUAUAACGGCUGCUGUAGGAUGUGAACGGGUCUCGGCCUCGUCACCGGCCAAAGCUUCUGUUCUCACAUGACAAGCAGAUGCGAGAAGAGAGCGAGCGCGCGCGAGGGUGAACGGUGCAGGGGAGCGGAGAGAUCCUCGGUAUUAUUAUGAGAAAAGAGGACGGGGUUGUCGGAGCCGUAUUUGUUUUGCUCGCGGAGAUGAGGCGGGGGGUAGCGAGUCGCUACAAAAUCGUUGGGCUCCGGCCAAGCAUUACUCUGUUUUAGCACAUAUAUACCGCCGCGCUUGCGUUCUCAUCGACAACCGACUCGUUUGAUCGCUACGGUUUGCAUCGCAGAAAAAUAAUGCAGCUGUCUCGGGGACAUCUGUGAGAUUUGCGGACUGCUGUUGCCGCUGCCAUGACAGACGCAGGCUUUAUCGAGCAGGCGGUGUGAGAGAAGCACGGCCCCAGCUGCAGCAGCGCGGCCGAUGUGGGCUGCGUUUACCGGGGGAGAUUAAAUCUGUAAAUACUGUUCGCGUUAUUCCUCUUUAAUCGUGUGCAAUCUCAGGGAAAAUGUCCUCUCGGUCUGCUUUACCGUCUGCGAACGACCGGAGCACAGAUCAUCAUGCGUCUCUGGUGGCAAGUCGUUCAGAGAAAGGGACGAAUGUCUCGAGUCGUUCGCUGGGUGCGAGAUGUCGUAACUCCAUGGCCUCAUGCUCAGAUGAGCUGCCACACAUCGGAAACUACCGGCUCCUUAAAACCAUCGGCAAGGGCAACUUUGCUAAAGUCAAACUAGCCCGCCACAUCCUCACGGGCAAAGAGGUUGCAAUAAAGAUUAUCGACAAGACUCAGUUGAACCCAACCAGCCUACAAAAGCUGUUCAGAGAGGUGCGGAUCAUGAAGACUCUCCGUCACCCCAACAUUGUCCAACUAUUUGAGGUUAUUGAGACAGAGAAGACGCUUUAUCUUGUGAUGGAAUAUGCAAGUGGAGGUGAGGUGUUUGAUUAUCUGGUGUCUCAUGGAAGAAUGAAAGAAAUAGAGGCUAGAGCCAAAUUCAGACAGAUUGUGUCAGCUGUUCAUUACUGUCAUCAGAAGAAUAUAGUCCACAGAGAUCUGAAGGCAGAGAAUUUGCUAUUGGAUGCAGAUGCUAACAUAAAGAUUGCAGACUUUGGCUUUAGUAACGAGUUUACGUUGGGGAAUAAGUUGGACACCUUCUGCGGUUCCCCACCUUACGCAGCUCCAGAGUUGUUUCAAGGCAAAAAGUAUGACGGGCCAGAGGUGGACAUCUGGAGCCUGGGGGUCAUCCUGUACACGCUGGUCAGCGGGUCACUUCCUUUUGAUGGACAGAACCUCAAGGAGCUGCGUGAGCGAGUGUUGAGGGGGAAGUACCGUGUGCCCUUCUACAUGUCCACAGACUGUGAGGGGAUUCUGCGCAGGUUUCUUGUGCUCAAUCCCAGCAAACGUUGCACUCUAGAGCAAGUGAUGAAGGAUAAGUGGAUGAAUGCAGGGUAUGAGGGCGAUGAGCUAAAGCCCCACGUUGAGCCAGCGGAGGACUACAGUGACCCCAACCGCAUUGAGAUUAUGGUUGGGAUGGGUUUUACUACAGAAGAGAUUAAAGACUCUUUACUCAAUCAGAAAUAUAAUGAAGUUACAGCUACAUAUCUAUUGUUGGGCCUGAAGACUGAGGAUGGCGCUGAGUCACGAGUUAGUGGCAGUAUGACUUUGCCGCGGGUGCGUCCGAGCCCAAUUACCAACGGAACCAACAAACACUCCUCUUCUUCUUCAUCUUCCUCAUCCUCACACAGCAAGACUCAGCGCAGCGCUUCUACCUACCACCGCCAGCGACGGCACAGUGACUUCUGUGGUCCCAGCAUGCCUGUGAUGCACCCUAAGCGUAGCCCGACCAGCGGCGGAGACCGUGAGCUGCGUGAGAGCCGCAUGCCGCCGAGGAAGGCCAGCUGUAGCGUAAUGGGCAGUCGGACCCUACCACCGUCUAGUCCAAUGGUCAGCACCGCCAACAACCCCAAUAAGGCUGAAAUACCUGAUCGACGCAAAGAGAUGACCGCCACCACUAACAAUAUCCCAGGAAGUACUAUGACCCGCAGAAACACGUAUGUAUGUACAGAUCGUACCAGCACUGACCGACACUCGCUGCUGCAGAACGGCAAAGACAACAGCUCCCUGUCUCACCGCCUCCCUCCCACCUCUCCCUCCACUCUCAGUAUUGUUGGAGCGGGAGCAUCCUCCUCCUCUUCCUCAGGUGAGCGCUGUCGGCUGACACGUGGAUCCACCAUCCGGAGCACCUUCCACGGGGGUCAGCUCCGUGACCGUGUCCCGCCCACCUAUGGACCUCCGCCCACGUCGCCCACCCUCAGCCAUGACGCUGGAGCCCUGCCGCCCAACGUCCGCAGCCGGGCCACUUCUAACCUGUUCAGCAAACUCACCUCCAAACUCACACGCAGGGUCACAAAUGAAUCUGAGGGAGUCAGCAGAUCUGCGGUCACAGGUGGCCAUUUAUCUGGGGAUCAGAAAGCGUCCGAGCCCUGGAGCGGGGGAGGGGGGUGGGAUGUAAGGGGUCGUCUCUCCCGUCCCCCCCGGGCCCCUGCAGAAGUGGUACUGGCCUUGCGUGAGGCGGCGAGGGGAUGCGGCUGCCAGGUCCGGCACGCUGGCCCGUUUCUGCUUUGCUGCAGUCAUGGGGCGGCAGGGUCAAAGGUCGCUUUCCAAGCUGAGGUGUGCCAGCUGAGUGUGGGUCCCGCAGAGGCAAACGGAGUACGCUACACACGCCUGUGGGGGGCCCCCCUCGCCUUCAGGCACAUCGCAUCACAGAUCUCUAAAGAGGUGGAGCUCUGAGGGGACGGGGGAGGAGACUUGACUCGGAGACGUCCCCUCACUAUAUCCGUCGUUACAGCGAACUGACGUUGACCCACCCACUUAUGUGUUAUAGACUUAAAACAACAUCUGAUCCCUCCUCCAGUCAACACUCAACACGCACCGAAACGAAACGUACAUACAUACACGUAAACACAAACAAUCACCUUAAAAGCACGGGACACUCAACCCUGACAAUAUGGAAAUCUAAAGUACAAAAACAAGCACACCCCUUCCAUGCACAACAUAAACCUGAGCGCUUCUUAACAUGGAUACACACACACACACACACACACUCUGAGCAGCCUCAUUCACUGAAUCUGGAUUGAAUCCAGUUUAGUAUUUUUAUUCUCAUUCUAGUCAUGAAAUUCUUACUUCAAUAAUUGAUGUCAUUCUUUUUUUUAACCACUUUUGUAUGUUUUCGACAAGUCUUGACAUUUUAAACGGGUCAUCAUUUUUAUGUUUUUGUGAUUUAAUGUGUCUUACAUUUCUUAAUACUGAGUCAUUGACAAUGUAGGACUGUAGCUGCCAAUGAACUAUAUGCACAAAUGUGAAGUUGGCAAACUUAUCCUAACAUCAUAGCUUCACCGUGCCCACCCAAAUCUACAUCGCUGGCGACCGCAAAUUUGAUCUGGCUGCAAGCCAACCAUCCACGCUUUGUUUUUUUUAGAUCGUCCAGGCUAAAGCUUGUUCCCUAGAAAAUGUUUUUCUGAUGUAUAGUGCCAGUUUACUUGCUUCCUACCAAUUUUAAUUUAGAAGAGACAUUUAAUGCCAAAUGACUUUCCCUGACCCCUCGCGAACAGGCUCUGUGAUUGGUUGAUUCUAGAUAUUAAUCCUUUAUUUCGACUCCUAUUCAGUGAUCCUUUGCAAAUAGAGUCCACUCUCCCUUCACCUGGUCAGAGUGGAGUUGAGGUUACCGCAAAGGUGGUUUUAGUGUUCGGUGUUAUUAAAGACACAUUUCCUGCAUUGUAGAUAUCUGAAUAAUUUGGAUAAUUGGAAAAUUAUUUAAUUACAAAUAAUAAAUAACAAUUCUCCAUUUCCAGUAUUACAAAUGAAUAGAAAAGUGUUUUUCAUUCAGAUUUAUCACUAUAUUGGUGUUUAAAAAGUCUCUUAACUAAUCAGAUUUUACUUCAAAAGCCCCAGAUAUCUAAAUGCAGGAUGUUUUCAUGCAGGAAUGCAGGAAGAAGUUCAGUUCUUUUGCUGCUAGAAUAUAUUUUAGGGGCAAAUGCACCAACAGGGCUUUGAAAAGAGUUGUCUUUUGAUUCAAAGUCAGUUGCACUUGCAGUCUUGUGAUAAUAUGGCAUUAUAUAUGACUCACUUUCCAUUGCAAAGUCUUAACAAUGCAGUGUAACAUAAACAGAGAUGCAGUUUAAGAUUGGACCAGACGUUGUGUCAUGGACUGGCCAUGUUUUUGCUGUAGCUCAUGAUGGUUUUUAGUUUGUCUCCUUAACAGAUUAUUAUUGACUUAACAUGGGUUUCAUGUGCAGGUUUGACACCUGAAUAAAAGACAUACGCUGCUUAAGAUUAUUUUUCAGGAGUAGAUAUAGGUUUGUUUGUAGCUUUUUCAAGUCUUGGCUUGCUUUUUGACCAAACCAGUUCUGGUCAUUUGUUGUAUAACAAGGCCUAACUUUGCAAUAGGUGUCAAUUUGGCAAGCAUAAAAUGAGCAGCGAUUCACAACCGAGUGGAUCAAAAUGUACCUGUGAGUGGUGAAAAUUGUGCAAUAGCAAUAGAUGUUACUGUCACGUUUAGAAGUUGUUUCUACCUUAGUGUAAAGCCAUGCUUUGGCCCUGUUGGUGCUGCCAGCCUGUAGACAGUGAGAUACUGAGCAGGUACGAGGAGUUUUUUUAGUCAGGAAGGUGUAUAGGACACUUCUUGCUAGUUCAGUUCGGAUAAACAGGUUGGUUUAAUAUGGUUGAUCUGUUAAGUUUUAAUCGGGGAGUCAUUGUGUUGUGAAAUAUGUCGUAGAUAUUAAUGAAUUAUAUUCCAGUCUCUCCAUGUUGGAUUAUGGUACAGAAAACAAGCUUGGUUCUUGAUUUUGAUUGUCUGCGGCAAGUAUGUCAAAAGCUUCGAGAUGACUGAAAGUUUAGUUGUGAUGACUGACUCCACAGCAAUCACUGUGGCACGUCACCUUUGACCUCUAGCCACGCGGUGAGCCCCCAGACCACGUUGCAAGUCUGCCAUCUCUUCAUCCAUCCUCUUUUUUGUUGUCUCGUUCACUCUGCCUUUGUGCCACACUUUCGCAAAGACACCCAGUUUCUCCUCGUCCGAUUGCCGAAUCACUGGAAAUCCUUGUGUCAUUGUUCUGUCUGCUCUGUGACUGGACUCCUGUUGUGGAGAAGCUUCCUGUUUGAAACUGAACAGGGUAAGGACUAGACGUCCUGGACCAGUCUGACCCGGUCUCAGCAUCGGACCGGCUCUAUCUGGUUUGGACUGCUGAGAUCUGUAUCUGUUCGAUGUCCAUUAAGACCUCUGUGCACUCAUGUUGACUUGAAUCAGCUGCAUCCUAUGGCUCUGUGGGUUUGUACCCAUGUUUGGCCACCGGAAGGCGCCAAUGUCUUAAAUGUGAACACUUCGAUUUGUGUAUAUUUGCACAGGUACUUAAUUUAUUUUCUAGAAUAAUUAUCUUGGGAGAAAAAAAAAAUACGUGGUUUAUAUCAGUCAGACUCUGGCUGUAUAUAAAGAUUAUGAUACUGAUGAUAAUAUUGUGAGUAUAGUAUAUACAGUAUCUUAGAACUCCAGGUUAAAUCAUAGCUAGAGCAGAGACCCUCUGCUAGCUCUCCAGACGUUUCUAUGUGUGCUGAAGUGAAACACUAACCUGCAAUCCUGCAUGAUUCAGAGCAAGGAUGGAGAAAGAUAGAAGACAAAUGUGAAAUAACAGAACGGGCGAAAGAAUUCGAGGGAGAGAGAGCGUGUAUGCGUGUGCAUGUAUGUGUGAAUGUGUGCGUCUGUGUAUUGCGCUACUCUGUUGCCCUGCCUCCCUCUCUCUGCUGGUAAGAAAAUGUUUGUGUGAGAGGAUUAGGGCAGACUUUUGCUCUGGCAGCCAUACUUGACCUGGAGUGAAAGUGUGUCGGUAUGAAUGAGAUUUUUAAUGUCCAUGGCAUUAAAAAAAGAGAGUAUUAGUGAGAAUCGUGGGUCGGCCGCGUCACAUCUGAAUGGUAAAUCCCUCCAGUUCAGUGUUGUGCUGUCUGUGACGUAAACUGUCUGCUAUGACAUUGGGUUUCUCAUGAUGCAUUUAGCUAAUAUGCAAUAUGACGAGAGAAGUCAGGUGGACAAACUAUAUAUAUGAGAGAGAGCAAAGAGAGAGACAGAGAGAUUCAAACCUUGAUGCUGUUUGCAGAAAGUCUUUUUUUCCCCCCAGAGGUCUUUGCACCUCUGGCCAAAUAUUAAAAUGGAAACAAAAGAUCUUGAGAGAAAUAAACUUCACUGAUGUUGG